Drosophila persimilis is the source of this 789-nucleotide messenger RNA. RefSeq lists its product as uncharacterized. The transcript is spliced from 3 exons. Bases 37 to 789 code for a protein of 250 amino acids. The record is from RefSeq and is a predicted model, not a curated record. Lineage: Eukaryota; Metazoa; Arthropoda; Insecta; Diptera; Drosophilidae.
CCUUGCAACAUAGUGAGGCGAAAGGUCAAGCCAUAAAUGCUGGAAGAGGGAGACAAGGAAACAUUGAGAGAGAACGAGGGGGGUUUUACCCGUGCGAACAGAAUUCAGGUAGUCAUGCAGGUCGGCAGGUCAAAGGACAUGUGCCAGGACAACAGCUCAAACUGCCUAGCAGACACAGCACCAGAAGCCGAGGCAGAACCAGCCCAAGUCACAGCCACAGCCACAGCAGCACCAGACGAAGAGGCAGAACCAGAGCCAGAACCAGAAGCAGAACCAGUACCAAAUCCACGUCGUCGUCGCGCUCUGAUCCGUAGCGCGGAUCCCCACAGGCUCAAUCAAUUUAAACAGAAACUCCUUGAAAUGGAGAGCCAACAGCAGCAGCGCAACAAUCGUCGUGGCGCCCGUCCCAGUGUGGGAUAUCUGCUGUUCCAGUACCAGAGCGAGCUGACCCGCCGCCAUGCGGAGCCCACGCGGCUCUCCCGCACCAAGAUCCACAUCAUUGAUGGCCUGGUGUCCCACACCAUACGACACCUGAAGAACUGCAGCGUGGAGGAGCUGCAGGCCUGCAAGCGGGAGCUGGUCUACAAGGAGCAGCUCCGGGAUCAGCUCAAGUGGAGCAUGAAGAGGCGCCGCAUGGCCACCACCAGAAGCAGCAGCGGCAGCAGGGCCAGCAGGGACAGCUCCCCAGCUCCGAUGGCAAAGUCCCCAAGGACACCGCCCAAGCCGCGUCCCCAAGGCGAGGACCAGACCUCAAAGGUGUCCCUCUUUGGACCCGAGAUCUUUGUCUAG